AUGUCGUCCACCACCAACGCAUCGUCCGACGCCUCCAUUGAUAAGUUCAAUGGAGACAACUGUGCGACUUGGAGUCGAUACACGGGCGGUGUGUUUUUGACGAAGUCCGAUUGGCACGUCGUGAACCGUGAAACGACUCCGACUUUCACCGACCCGCGAGCGUCCGAUGACUACGUCAAGGCGAGCAACGUCGCGUUUGGUAUGAUGUUGCUGCACACGAAUGCAUAUUAUUAG
Peronospora matthiolae is the source of this 234-nucleotide messenger RNA. The record is from the annotation of a GenBank genome assembly. NCBI's taxonomy places the organism in Eukaryota, Oomycota, Peronosporomycetes, Peronosporales, Peronosporaceae.